UGACAGUCGGGCUCGGCGGCCGCCGCGGGCGCAUCCACCGGGCAGUGCCCGCCGCCCGGCGCCCACCUGCGGCGGCGGCUGCUGCCGCUCCCGGGGGCCGCCGCCUCCUCCUCCCCUUCCUCCUCCUCCUCCUCCUCCUCCGCUCCAGGAUGAGCCCGGAGUACUCGCUGCGCUCCUUGCUGCUCAUCAUCCUCGCCACCUUCUCCGCCAACGCCAGCAACUGGCUGUACCUGGCGAAGCUCUCUUCGGUGGGGAGCAUUUCUGAGGAAGAGACCUGCGAGAAGCUGAAGGGCUUGAUCCAGCGGCAGGUGCAGAUGUGCAAGAGGAACCUGGAGGUGAUGGACUCGGUGCGGCGUGGCGCCCAGCUGGCCAUUGAGGAGUGCCAGUACCAGUUCCGCAACCGCCGCUGGAACUGCUCCACGCUGGACACGCUGCCCGUUUUCGGGAAGGUGGUGACACAAGGGACCCGGGAGGCAGCCUUCGUCUACGCCAUCUCUUCAGCAGGGGUGGCCUUUGCAGUGACCCGGGCCUGCAGCAGUGGUGAGCUGGACAAGUGCGGCUGCGACCGCACGGUGCAAGGGGGCAGCCCGCAGGGCUUCCAGUGGUCAGGCUGCUCCGACAACAUCGCCUACGGUGUGGCCUUCUCACAGUCCUUUGUCGACGUCCGCGAGAGGAGCAAAGGCGCCUCUUCCAACCGGGCGCUCAUGAACCUCCACAACAACGAGGCCGGGAGGAAGGCCAUCCUCAACAACAUGCGAGUGGAGUGCAAGUGCCAUGGCGUGUCGGGCUCGUGUGAGUUCAAGACAUGCUGGAAAGCCAUGCCACCCUUCCGCAAAGUGGGCAACGUGCUGAAAGAGAAAUUUGACGGCGCCACAGAGGUCGAGCAGAGCGAAGUGGGCUCCACCAAGGUGCUGGUGCCCAAGAACUCCCAGUUCAAGCCGCACACGGACGAGGACCUUGUCUAUCUGGACUCCAGCCCCGACUUUUGUGACCAUGACCUCAAGAACGGCGUGCUGGGCACCAGCGGGCGCCAGUGCAACAAGACCUCCAAGGCCAUCGAUGGCUGUGAGCUCAUGUGCUGCGGCAGGGGCUUUCACACGGACGAGGUGGAGGUGGUGGAACGGUGCAGCUGCAAGUUUCACUGGUGCUGCUCCGUCAAGUGCAAACCCUGCCAGCGGCUGGUGGAAAUCCAUACGUGCCGGUGAUGCCCGGCGGGGAGCAGCCAGGCCGGCCCUAACCUCCUCUAACUGACCCUGCUUCUUUUCCCUCAUCCUGCGGCCAGGACUGGAGGAAGCAACCCAGACGCCGCAAGGA
Molecule: messenger RNA, 1314 nt
Organism: Nothoprocta perdicaria
Lineage: Eukaryota; Metazoa; Chordata; Aves; Tinamiformes; Tinamidae
Gene: WNT4
Product: Wnt family member 4
Exons: 5
Coding region: 150-1205 (351 amino acids)
Biological process (GO): multicellular organism development; neuron differentiation; canonical Wnt signaling pathway
Cellular component (GO): extracellular region
Molecular function (GO): frizzled binding; cytokine activity
Source: RefSeq, a predicted model, not a curated record